Molecule: messenger RNA, 3363 nt
Organism: Pecten maximus
Lineage: Eukaryota; Metazoa; Mollusca; Bivalvia; Pectinida; Pectinidae
Product: sulfotransferase family cytosolic 1B member 1-like
Exons: 6
Coding region: 270-1217 (315 amino acids)
Biological process (GO): sulfation
Cellular component (GO): cytoplasm
Molecular function (GO): sulfotransferase activity
Source: RefSeq, a predicted model, not a curated record
UUUAACUUUCGUUGUCAGCUUUAAUUAUGUUUUCGAAGAUAGAAUAACAAAAACCCAAUAGUUGAUACUUUUACAAUGUAAAUUCAUUCCUAAAUGGCUCGUUGUAUUCAUUUGUUUCUGACUGAUAUUUAAUCAGAGCUACAAAUAAUCAAAUGCUUAUAUUGAGAGAGACAGUGUGAUUAUAAGCGAUAAUUUAACAUGGGAUGCUAUGUCUAAAAAUCUUUUUCUUAAAGAAAUAAACAAAAACCAUAAUAGUACAUUGGAAAGUAAUGGUUCACGUUUUUUUUUUAUUCCUAGGAAUCCAAAUGUCUUCUAAAGGAGAACAUUGCACUGUGCUACCAGAAUAUGACGGAUAUGUAUUACCGGACUUUCUUCCUCUACUACCACUGCCUGACAAACAAAUGGCGGCCGUCCGAGACUUUGAGUCGAAAGACAGUGAUAUAUUAAUUUGCAGUUUACCCAAAACAGGAACAAACUGGUGUUAUGAGAUCUUGUCGAUGCUGGUACAAGGCCACGCCACGUAUGUGAAGGGUGCUAAAAUCGCAGGUAUGUUGGAAGCUGUAGACGACCUUUCAACUUUGAACGAUUUGAAGUCCCCGCGUAUUUUGAGUACGCAUGUUCCGUUCCGCCAUCUACCAAAGCAGCACUUAGCUAAGGGAUGUAAGAUAAUCCUCUCUCGGCGUAAUCCGAAAGAUGUGUUUGUCUCAUGGUAUAAUCACUGCAAACACGAUGACCGCAUUUCCCACCCCAAAUUAGCAGACGAGGAGGAAUUCCCAGGAACCUGGGACUGCUUCCUCAAAGAUCAGACGGAAAACAAACACAAUUUUUACGAUGGAUUCUUCCCUUACGAGAAGGCAUGGGACGAGGCCAUUAGAACAAAACAAGUCACCAAUGUACAUACAAUCUUCUACGAGGAACUUAAGAAGGACCCAGUGGAUGCGAUAAAACGGCUGGCAAAGUAUCUGGAGCUGCCCGAAAACGAUGAACUAGCGAAAGAAAUAGCAGAUAAAUGUUCUUUCCAAAAGUUUUUGAACGCAGUUGUCACAAUUAAAGCAGGCCCAGUGAAAAUUGUGGAAGGUGGAAAUCAUUUCUUGUUCAGAAAAGGAAUCGUUGGAGACUGGAAGAACUGGUUUACAGUGGCACAAAACGAAAAGUUUAAUGAGCUACUGGACAAGGAACUGAAGGGAACAUCUCUCAAAUAUACAUAUGAAAUUUAAUAUACUACUGUACGUAUACUGCUAUUGAGAGGCUGAAAAUCGGGAUUAAUAUGAACGUGUAUACAAGCAUUUUAUACAUUGGAAGCUGCCAUACAUGUAAUUCAUUAUACUCAAGUACCAAUAUAUGCCAAGGCGACAAACAAAACGAAAGUAUUACGAUACAGUUCUAUUAUCAUGAUUAUGCUGAUGGAGUUGAAGUCAUGACUUGUGCGUUAAUUAUAUUUUACGCACCAAAUAUACAGUACUUAUAUUAAAUAUUUAUGUAGUCAGUAAAAUCGGUGACAAAUGCACAGAAUAUGAAUCGACAAUGUCAUCAAAUAACACCGUAUCCAGAUCAUGACAAAGUUGUUCUCGUAAAAAUUUGGACGUCAUCGACAACGUCGUAAACAAUACCGUAUUCAGAUUAUCAUAACAAAGCUGUCCUCGUAUAAUUUGGACGUCAUCGACAACGUCGUAAACAAUACCGUAUUCAGAUUAUCAUAACAAAGUUGUCCUCGUAUAAUUUGGACGUCAUCGACAACGUCGUAAACAAUACCGUAUUCAGAUUAUCAUAACAAAGUUGUCCUCGUAUAAUUUGGACGUCAUCGACAACGUCGUAAACAAUACCGUAUUCAGAUUAUCAUAACAAAGUUGUCCUCGUAUAAUUUGGACGUCAUGGAAAUUGAUUUGACAAAGAUAUAAACAAAUGUUUUAAAUGGUAGGAUUCCGAUAAGUAAGGUAGGCGUCGUGACCUAUUUUACCUCAUUGUCGUGUUUUAUUGGCUAGCAUGGGAAGGUCAGGUAUGACAUACAGUCCUAAUCAAUCUCGUUCAGAGAGCCUAUCAAUUGAUCAUUCAGAAUAAAUACAGGAUUAUUGAAUUGUGUUUGUUUGUAAACAACGCUAUAACCGCUAGCGUAUUUCAUUGUUGACAAUUGAUCAUUUUAUCGAUACUAGAUUAAGGUCGAAUAUCCGUUAUGUAUAAUAAACAAAAGAUUAAUUAUACCUUAAUUAUUAAGUUUUGCAUAAUAACCCUUGAAGUAGCAUAUUGUCUAGGUAGUAAUCUUUAUAUCUAGAGUCGGCCAAUUAUUAGCGAAGUGGUCAAACAGUGGCCAUAUGCCAAUGAUAGCAGUACAAGAUACAAGAAACUUAUUUUAUGCGAAAUAUGUGUAACAGUUAACGCAAGGUCGCGGCAGCUUGUGCUUUAACAAACAUGGUGUCAAUGGUAGGCCAUAAUAGUAAACACAACAAAAUUAUAUCUUAAGGGGUACGACAUGGUCAGGAUAUGAUAACAAUCUGUUUAGAAAAUUGACAUGGGUGAUCUUUGCCCGAUCAUUUACUUCGACGCAAAAUAUUGCUAUGCCUUUCCAAUCUAAUUUUUUCGAUAUCUUGACGUUUUCUGUGGAAACAUGACAUUUUUUUCAAAAAUGUGAUUUUUUCAAAAUAAGGAUGAAAAAAUUUUCUAAAUUCUUUGAAAAUGUAAGUGGUUAAAGGCAAAAUCCUAUUUUAUUUGAGAACAUUACCUACAAGUAAGAAUUCUGUUUUGGGAGAGAGAGAGAAAAAAAAAAAAUCCUAGAAAUCCAGAAAACACUUUCUGUUCCAUCUUUUUUGGCAUCCAACUAUGAUCAUUAGAAUCGUUCCCAACCAUGAGGGAAUGAGAGAGAAACCCUCAUCCCAGAGGUGAUAUGCUUGUCUAACCCGAGUUUCUAAUGAGGGAUCAACAAUAUCGCCCCGGGGUUGGUUAGGGGUGAUUAUUAUUCCUUCAGCACACUACAUUUGGCUAUGUUUACAAUUAUCAGACGACGUUUGUAAAGUAGCUCCAGUUAACUUCUGGUUCAGAAUGACAGCACGUGCUAUGCUGCAUCCUCGGGGUUGACAGAGAAAUCACACCGUAUGUUGUGAUAGGUAUGUCACCGUCAUACCAAGAAUUGUCUCUCAUUUUUCUCUUUCACCCCAAAGGUUGUUAUUUCUCUGUCAAUCCCUAGGGUAUGACAGAUAGCACUGACUGGCAACACUACAAUGACGUCACUUCAACAAUACGAUGAGGUCACGACAACAAUACAAUGACGUCACUUCAACAAUACGAUGAGGUCACGACAACAAUACAAUGACGUCACUUCAACAAUACGAUGGCACGUCGAAAAUCCAACAAAGUCACUUCAAUAUUUCA